This is a messenger RNA of Alternaria triticimaculans, 1278 nucleotides long. RefSeq lists its product as uncharacterized. Lineage: Eukaryota; Fungi; Ascomycota; Dothideomycetes; Pleosporales; Pleosporaceae. The record is from RefSeq and is a predicted model, not a curated record. The coding region runs from base 1 to 1278 and encodes 425 amino acids. The transcript has a single exon.
AUGUCAAUUUUUAGGUUGGCAACUUACCCUGACGAUGAACUGAUCAUGGCUUUUCAUAUCAUACUAGAAGAGAUAGAAACCUUACGAAGCAACAGCAUCCUCGGCUUCUCGUUCUUUGCUGACGAUUUGGUGGAAACCGCUCAGAACAUUGUGGAUCUGGUGUUCAGGAGUCAUGGCGGAUGGGCUUUCCUUCAGCUUGGACAGCACCAGCAGUCCUUCCUCCAGCAGCUGCAGCAAAAUCACUCUUUCAACUUGCCUCAACCGAACUUCUUCAUCAAUCAGCAGAUACCAGCACCAGCGAUGAUUGGCCAGGCUCCCACCCAGAACGUCGUAGUGCACUCACAUGUAGCUUCAGCUCCCACCCAGAACGUUGUAGUGCACUCGCAUGUAGCCCCAGCGCCCGCUCAAAUCCAAGGGCCCUCCGAACAAGACAAAAACGAGCUUCAUCUCGACCGACUCAACAAAGAAAACGAUCGCAACGAGAAGUUGAAGAACAGGUACGAGGAUGAACUAGCAGUGAAAGAGCGAGCCAGGUUGGAAGCUGAAGCGAAGAAGACGAUUGAGGCAGCGGAGGAGAAGGCGCGUAAGCUCAAGGAGGCCGAAGAAAGAUUCGAAAGGACCAAGAUUGAAAACAAUUUGAAAGAGGACACAAUACUGCGCAUUGACGAAGCGAAGAGCAGACAAGACGAGCUGGAUCGUAAGACGCGUGAGAUAACGGAGAGGACAGAGCAGGAAAAGAUUGAUGCUGCACGAAGGUUUGAGAAAACACGUCAGGAAAUAGCCGCGAAAAGGGAUCGGGAGAGACAAGAGGAGGAGAGGCGAGAUCAGGAGAGACAGCGACAGCUCGAUGCCUCCAGGAACCGAACUCAAGAGUUGAAUGGUCAAUCAUACAACCAGCAGCGCAUGCUGCCGGAACGCGAAAGACCACGAAGGUCCUCUCCGAUUCCACAAAAUCAACUCGUUUCUGACGACGACGAUGACGAUGACGACAGCGACGAAGAAAAGCGGAAAGAUCCGUACGAACUUAUCGGGCUGCCCGACAGAGGACGCACACCAGUUAAAGACAUUGAAACUACACAAACAGUGUUGAACAAGAUACAUCAGAAGACACUCGAGACUGCGAUGUCAGAAUCUAAAAGAAAACACGCUGAGAAACGUAUGGUCGAGAUCAAGUGGGCAGCGGCCAUUCUCUUGGAUGAAAUGAACAAGAGGGCUUAUGAUGAGGCUGGUGCUAUAUUUCCCCAUGAGCAGCAGGCUUGGAGGAGGAAGAGUAAGUGA